GCUUGGUUAAAUGUCGGGCAGCCGAGCGGGGCCGUCAGCCGCCGUCACCCACCACACCUCAUCCCCACUUUGCAAGGUCCCAGCCCUCAUCAUCGACCCAGGCUUCAUCUCGGCUCCACCAGGGCAGACCUUGGUCAAGCACAGUCACUAGCUAUAGAUAAGGUGACUUGAAAGGAAACCAUGACCCGGUGGGCACGAACUAAUACGGCCCAUAAUAAAAAAGCUCUGGAUGCUACGCCAUGGGAAGAGAUGAAGGAAGGAUCUACCGAGGGAGCAAGCCAAAGUUCCCCAGAAGGGAAACCGCAUCAUCCCAACAGACUCUCCCUUAACAAGGAUGUACCCCGAAUGAAACAGAAGAAGAACAAAAAGAAAAAAGAUUAUCUGAAUGAAGACGUGAAUGGAUUCAUGGAGUACUUAAAGCAGAACUCGCAAGUUCUCCACAAUGGGAGGGUAAUAGCAGACAGUCAGGAAGUGAGACAAGAAAUAGCAACAGCUUUGAAGAAGGAUAACCGUAGGGAAGAAAGGAGACUGAAGAGGCAAGAGACCAAGAAGAAUGCCAUGGUAUGCUUUCACUGUAGAAAGCCUGGCCAUGGGCUUGCAGACUGUCCAGCUGUCCUUGAGAGUCAAGAUAUGGGCACGGGUAUCUGCUACCGGUGUGGUUCUACAGAGCACGAAAUCAACAAGUGCAGAGCAAAAAUAGAUCCAGCUCUUGGGGAAUUUUCUUUCGCAAAAUGUUUCAUUUGUGGAGAGAUGGGGCACUUAUCCAGGUCUUGUCCCGAUAAUCCUAAAGGACUCUAUGCUGAAGGUGGUUGCUGUAGACUCUGUGGCUCAGUGGAGCAUUUUAAGAAGGACUGUCCUGAAAACCAGAAUUCAGACCAAAAAGCAACAGUUGGUCGCUGGACCGAGGGAAUGAGUGCAGAUUACGAAGAAAUUCUAGAUGCCCCGAAGCCACAGAAACCCAAAAUGAAAGUCGCUAAAGUUGUUAACUUUUGAUGGAGAGAACUGUCUUUGUUACUGCCUGUUAUGUUCGGCACUGAGCUUGUGCUACCAGUUAAGAAUUGGCUCCAGUGGAGCCAUGGAUGCCCAAUGUAGUUUCCUGGGUUUUGAUGGUAAUGAUUCUUAUCAGAAGAGGAAUAUCAGCAACUCUGAGUAAUCCGACGGAUGAAAGAUGCUUGGUUAGGAGUUGCCUCUAACACAACAGAAACCCUACAGAAAGGAGAAGUGGCAGACAAGGCCAAGCCUCUGUGACUAUUUGGGAAUAACUGAUCUGAGAAUAAUACAAGAAUGUGACUCCUCACGGAUAAAGGAGGACUGCAAGGCAAGGGAAAGAUUUCUAGAUACAGUUUUCUUUCAUAAUAGAAAUUGAAGAACUCACCUUUUUUCUAGCACUGUCAGUAUUGAUAAGCUGCCCAAAAUUCACUCUAUUUUUCAACAUUUAUUAAAAGGUAUUCAAUAUCAUGACUUUGCUGAAAACUUAAUUCCAGACUUGAAUGUACCUGCAAUCGGGAGAACACCGAUUAGCAAGACAUGGGUUUGUCAUGACUACUUGAAUUUAAUUCAGUCCACAGAAUUAAUCAUAUGGUGUAUCAUACAUAUCAUACAAUGACUGGGAUAUUGUGGACUUCAUCUGGAAUUCCACCUGGUUGAAUGCACUUUUAAUUGGUUAUUUUAGGGGUAUUACAUGAUUUUCCCCCAAAUCACUGGUUAAAAAUUAGUGUUAAAAUCUGAAAACAAAUCUGGUGUUUAUUCAUUGCAUCCUAAGAGCUGGACGGAUGAGUGGUCUUCAUUAUGAGAUGUGAAAAUUUGAAAAAUUUUCCAUAUAAGUAUAUUUCUCAUGUCCCAUAUGAGAAUGAAAGCUUUCAUAACCACACAUACCAAAUUCCCAAGGCACUGCCAGACAAAAACAACAUAACUUAUAUGAAAGUGCAUCUAUUUCCCCAAUUUUUUAUAAGCCUUCCCGUUGCUUGAAGGCCUCUCAGUGCAAGUGUAAAAUAGUCUAUUUCAGGCAGACAUCCCUAGGAUAACUGAGAGGGGUUCUGUAAUGUACAUGCUACAACCAAAAGACUUGCGAAGUUGGGACAAGACUGAACACUAACGUGGUAUCAGAUGUGUUGAAUUGAACAAGGGAACUGUUCAUACAUAUAUCGGGGAAGAUGAAAACACAUUUGGGAUGGCUUUUGCAAUGGACUAAUGGUAAAAAAAAACCAACACAUAGAAACUUCUCAGUAAAGCCCAUUAUUGGCAGGAAAGUUGUGAAAGUAUGUGUUUUUUUCUCAAGUUGCUCAUCUGUGAGGUUUUUCAAGACGCUAAGUGAUGUUGUAAGUUUAGACUACAUUUUUAAGAGAGUCCAGGCCACUUCUGAGAGCUGGUGGGCAUAGGGUUUGGAAUGUUGUGAUGGCUUUUGCAAUGGACAAUUGGUAAAAAUAACACCAAACAGAAACCUCUCAGUAAAGCUCAUUAUUGUCA
Messenger RNA from Ornithorhynchus anatinus (platypus), 2466 nucleotides. It is a transcript of the gene ZCCHC9, whose product is annotated as zinc finger CCHC-type containing 9. The record is from RefSeq and is a predicted model, not a curated record. Bases 181 to 993 code for a protein of 270 amino acids. NCBI's taxonomy places the organism in Eukaryota, Metazoa, Chordata, Mammalia, Monotremata, Ornithorhynchidae. The transcript has 6 exons. Gene Ontology annotation, molecular function: zinc ion binding; nucleic acid binding.